Messenger RNA from Lampris incognitus (smalleye Pacific opah), 3570 nucleotides. RefSeq names its product component of oligomeric golgi complex 3 (gene cog3). Gene Ontology annotation, biological process: intra-Golgi vesicle-mediated transport; intracellular protein transport; Golgi organization. The transcript is spliced from 23 exons. The coding region runs from base 12 to 2489 and encodes 825 amino acids. Lineage: Eukaryota; Metazoa; Chordata; Actinopteri; Lampriformes; Lampridae. The record is from RefSeq and is a predicted model, not a curated record. Gene Ontology annotation, cellular component: COG complex; cis-Golgi network; membrane.
UCCAGAAGACGAUGGCCUCCGCGGAACAGUCGCUUUUGGAUCUGACGGACAAAGAAACACGGGAGAAACUUUCGUUAUGGGACCGCCGCACCGACGCCAUGGCCCCGCUGACGGAGAGACAAACGGACUCGGUGUUCGAAGUCCGGGCUGCCGCUGAAACGCUCCCCAUUCCCUCAGAGUUGCCCAUUGAGGACUUGUGCAGCCUGUCAUCACGUUCUCUGCAGUCCCCGUUCGCAACAACUGUGCCUGACUCAACAGAGGACGUUCUGCUCAAGGGCUUUCAGAUGCUGGAAAUGGAGAGCGACAGAAUAGAGACAGCACAACAGUUUUUUUCUUGGUUUGCCAAGCUCCAGACAAAAAUGGACCAAGAUGAGGGAGCAAAAUACAGGAAAACCAGAGACAGUCUUAAUUGCUACCAGGAGCAAUGUGAUGCUAUUCUGAAAGAUGUCAAUUCAGCACUUGAACACUUGGACUCCCUUCAGAAGCAGUACCUGUUUGUGUCCAAUAAGACAGGGACCCUUCAUGAGGCUUGUGAACAACUCCUGAAAGAACAGUCAGAGCUUGUUGACCUGGCAGAGAGCAUACAGCAGAAACUGUCAUAUUUUAAUGAGUUGGAAAACAUAAAUACGAAGCUGAAUUCCCCCACCCUGUCUGUCAAUAGCGAAGGCUUUAUACCAAUGCUGUCAAAGCUGGAUGACUGCAUUGAGUAUGUUUCUUCUCAUCCCAACUUCAAGGACUAUCCUGUUUAUCUGGCUAAGUUUAAACAAUGUCUUUCCAAAGCUAUGCACUUCAUGAAGAGCCACGUUGUGAACACUAUGCAAAAUCUCACAAGCCAGUUAACAAAAAGGGAUCCGCUGGGCUUGGCUAAUGCUGACAAUGCAUUUACACUUUAUUACGUGAAAUACAGAGCAGCUGCACCCAAAGUCAGAUCACUGAUUGAGCAGGUAGAGCAGCGAGCGGAGAAGAUUCCGGAAUACCAUCAGCUGCUAGAUGAGAUCCACCAGUGCUACCUGGACCAGAGAGAGCAGCUCCUAAGUCCCAGUAUCACUUCCACCAUCACUGACCUGACCAGUCAAAACAGCAAAGAUCACUGUGCACUGGUGCGCAGCGGCUGUGCCUUCAUGGUUCACGUCUGCCAGGAUGAACACCAGCUCUAUAAUGAGUUCUUCUCAAAACCUACACCAAAGCUAGACGAGCUGCUGGAAAGGUUGUGUCUGUCCCUGUAUGAUGUCCUCCGACCGCUAAUCAUCCAUGUCAUCCACCUUGAGACCCUGUCUGAGCUCUGUGGCAUCCUCAAGAAUGAGAUGCUGGAGGACCACGUUCAUAACAAUGCUGGACAGUUGGGGGCCUUUGACGCAGUAGUGAAGCAGAUGCUUGAGGAUGUCCAGGAGAGGCUUGUCUACAGGACUCACAUUUACAUUCAGACGGAUAUCACUGGCUACAACCCGGCUCCAGGGGACCUUGCUUACCCAGAGAAACUGGAGAUGAUGGAGAGAAUUGCACAGAGCUUGAAGGAAGAGCAAACGAAGACAGCGUCACAGGAGUCUGCGUUCUCAGAUGUGCAGCUCGAGGAUUCGGAUGCCAGGAGAAACAGCCACACUGGGAUUGUAGAGGCGUCACGCCUGCAGACAUCCAUCUCUCCUGCUGAUCUGCACGGCAUGUGGUACCCUACUGUCAGGCGGACACUGGUCUGCCUGUCAAAGCUAUACAGGUGUAUAGAUAGAGCAGUCUUCCAGGGUUUGUCUCAAGAAGCCUUAUCUGCCUGCAUCCAGUCCCUGCUUAAAGCUUCUGAUAUCAUCCUUAAAAACAAGACACAAAUAGAUGGGCAACUCUUCCUGAUCAAACACCUGCUGAUAAUGCGUGAGCAGAUUGCUCCCUUCCAUACCGAUUUUGCCAUCAAAGAAAUCUCGCUGGACCUGAAGAAGACUCGAGAUGCUGCCUUCAAAAUCCUAAACCCCAAGGCUGUUCCAAAAUUCUUCCGACUGAACAGUCACAACGCCAUACUUGAAUUCCUGUUAGAGGGAACACCAGAGAUAAAGGAGCACUACAUUGACUCUAAGAAGGAUGUGGACCGGCACCUGAAGCUCAGCUGUGAGCAGUUCAUCCAGCAGCAGACACAGAUAUUUGUGGGUAACAUUGAGGAGCUACUCACCAAGGUGGCUGCUCUGAAAACUAUGGCCAUCCAAGGCGGCCCCACAUACAAUCUUUCCCAGCAGCCAUGGGCACAGCCAGCAAAGAUCAACGAUAUAGUGAUGGCGACAUACCGGGUGAUGAAGAGCAAACUGCCAAGCACAUUACAGAGCAUGUCCUUGUACUUGGCUAACAAAGACACAGAAUUCAUUCUUUUCAAGCCUGUUCGGAAUAACAUCCAGCAGGUAUUCCAGAGACUGCAUGCCUUGCUUCAGGAGGAAUACAGCGGCGAAGACCUUCAAAUUAUUGCCUGCCCCUCCAUGGAGCAGAUCAACCUGCUACUGUCUGUGAAUAAGUAACCUGCAGACAUGUGUAGUGAUGGUCGGUGCACACCCUCUGGAUCGCAGAGCGAUGCUGUGACUCCCGUCUUGAAUCGGGAUUUCUGAGCACAGCCACGGGAGAGAUGACCGGAGGAUUGUCUGGGAGCGCUGUCAAUGGCAAAAGCCCACACACAAGGCCAAAGAUUCCCCAACAAAAGCUCAAAGAGUUACAGGCGUGCAGAGGUUCAGCGGUGCAUCUUGCAGUCCAAAGCAAACUGGGAGGUGGAGGUGACUUCUUUCGGUACUGAGUUUGAUCAACUUGUUUGACUUAAAUUGCGGGUUAUGUAUCGGCGGGGCUUACUUUCUCAUAGGAGUGAUCCACUUGGACGAGGGUUGGUUUUUAGAUAAUAAUUGGAUUUUCCCUUAACAUCAUAACAUUCUGAAUAUAAAGAGUUUGCAUACUAAGUGAGGUUAGAGCGAAAACGGGGUGAAUCAUGCAGGAGUGCUCUGACAAGGACACUUGAGGCAGGCUAAUAGAGGCACUAAGGGUUGUUCAUCAGCCAGGUAGCAAAUGGGCAAUAAGGGCCUGUCAUUUGGAUGCCUAGAUUCCCUUAAUGGAUUUCAAGGGGGCGGGGGGGGGGCAUGCUGCACAAUAUGUAACUCUAGUUUAAGCCUUUUCUCUGCAAAAUAGAUUUGUAAGAUGGCUUGUGCUACAGGGCUCUCAGGUUUAACAGGCUUUUCCUUCCCUACGAGCAGGAAAUUCCAAACUGCUGUCCUUUACCUGUCGGUCGAUUUCCCUAAAGAUUCUUCCUCACACCCCUCAUGAAUGUUUUUGUCAUAUUGUUGAAUACGUGUACAUAAAAGACCGUGAAAUCUUAUGUUUUAUACCUUUUCUUUUGUAUCUAGGAUGCUUUAGAACUAAUAUACUAUCAGCCUGGCAAACUAUUGGGCCUUAAGCAUUUUUGCACCGCAUAUGAAUAUGAGACAUGAUCUAUGGUUAUGUUCAUCAAUGGUAAUUCCAUAAGGUCACUAUGAUUCGGUCAGAAGAUGCUUUAGCGUCCUCACUGUAAAAUUAUGUGAAUAGUUAAACUAUUUAUGAACAUUCUGAUUAAAAAAACAA